GGGGAUAAAUUCUUAGUAAACUGUCAAAUUUAACUGCUUUUGACAGUGAAUACUUUGGUUAUGUAUCUCCAUAAGUAUCGUAGAAGAAAAUGAUAUUAAGAAAUUAUCCAUUUCAAUGGAUUUUUAUGAUAAUUUUCUUAGCUCUGUGUCUGUACCUGAAAAUUAAAUUGAAUUAUUUAGAAGAAAGCAAUAGAGUACUGCAAGAGGCAAUUACUCUUAUUCGGAAUCAGCCAAAAAGCAAUGCUCUUUCGGCUAUUGAAAUUCAUCGAGACAAUCAUCUUGAUGAUUCCAUUGUUAUUUAUAACAGGGUUCCUAAGACAGGAUCUACAAGCUUUGUUGGUAUAGCGUAUGAUCUAUGCAAGCAAAACAAGUAUCAUGCGCUUCAUAUUAAUGUGACCAAUAAUAUGCACACUCUUACGCUUCCUAAUCAGGUGCAAUUUGUAAAUAAUGUAACUCAGUGGGAUGUGAUGAAACCUGCAUUUUAUCAUGGCCAUAUGGCUUUUUUAGAUUUUGGCAAAUUUGGAGUUAAGCAGAACCCGCUAUAUAUAAAUUUAUUACGCAAGCCCUUAGAUAGAUUCAUUUCUUAUUAUUAUUUUUUGCGAUAUGGAGAUAACUUUAGACCGCAUCUCAUUAGGAAGAAACACGGAGAUACAAAAACGUUCGAUGAAUGUAUCAAGGUGGGCCAAGCUGACUGUGAUCCUGAUAACAUGUGGUUGCAAAUUCCUUUUCUCUGUGGCCAUGAUCCACAAUGCUGGAUAGCUGGCAAUAAGUGGGCAUUGGAGGAAGCCAAAAGAAAUCUGGAAAAGCAUUACCUUCUGGUCGGUGUUACCGAAGAAUUAGCAGAGUUUGUACAAACUCUGGAAAUUGUACUGCCACGCUUUUUUAAGGGAGCAUACGAUCAUUUUCUUCACAGUAAUAAAUCACAUUUGAGACAAACUACUCAAAAGAUGGAUCCGCUUCCUGAGACUGUGGAGAAGAUAGAGAAAUCUACUGUGUGGAAAAUGGAAAAUGAGUUAUAUCUGUAUGCACUCUCUCAUUUUCAUGCUGUUAAGAAGAGACUCCUAAAUCCAUCGAUGCAAGACGGUAAUCAGCGAUUUAUGUAUGAGAAAAUAAGGCCAAAAUAAAUAUCACUUUACUAAUUUUGUUUAUUAGUAAAAAAAAAUUA
Molecule: messenger RNA, 1165 nt
Organism: Cephus cinctus (wheat stem sawfly)
Lineage: Eukaryota; Metazoa; Arthropoda; Insecta; Hymenoptera; Cephidae
Gene: Hs2st
Product: heparin sulfate O-sulfotransferase
Exons: 7
Coding region: 90-1124 (344 amino acids)
Cellular component (GO): membrane
Molecular function (GO): heparan sulfate 2-sulfotransferase activity
Source: RefSeq, a predicted model, not a curated record